Molecule: messenger RNA, 2956 nt
Organism: Microcebus murinus (gray mouse lemur)
Lineage: Eukaryota; Metazoa; Chordata; Mammalia; Primates; Cheirogaleidae
Gene: METTL4
Product: methyltransferase 4, N6-adenosine
Biological process (GO): methylation
Cellular component (GO): nucleus; cytosol
Molecular function (GO): nucleic acid binding; site-specific DNA-methyltransferase (adenine-specific) activity; RNA methyltransferase activity
Source: RefSeq, a predicted model, not a curated record
UUGGCGCCCAGCUGCUCUGCGGCGCACACUAACAUCACUGGGACAGUGUAACCAAUCUCCGGCGGAUCUGGCCGGACUCCUAAAGUGAGCUCUGAAGAUCCAAGGGCGGCCCGAGCGUUCCGAGUUGCUCUGGAGACGUUUUUCCGUACAACAACAUGGCGGCGCCCGUCAACUCUUAGAAAAGGAGAUUCCCCUUCGCCCCCCCGAAAGGGCGGUCUUUUAUGGCCACUGUUUAGGACACUUUCAGCUUUUAAGGAAUCAGUGACUUCCUUACUUGAAGGAUGUGGACUUAGUGGCUACAUCCAAGGACCAAAGCAAGAAGUUGUCAAGAGCCUGGGAAAACAGGAGGAUCAAAUUGGGAUUCCAGAAAUCAGAUCAGGUUUUAACUCUGUGGCCAAGUUGGCUGAAAAUUGGAAUGAUCAACUCUGAAAUUAAAAGGAGUUGAUAUUAAAAUGUUGUAAUUUUUCUUAGAACUUCUGUAUAUAUUGACAUAUGUGUGUUAAAUUCUCUUCAGUGUACAUGUGAGGUUUAUAUAUUUGCACAUCAGAUUUAUCUUUGUGUAUGGAAUAUAUGUUUAUUAAAAUUCAGGACAUUUAAGAUUCUGAUCUGGAAGGCUGGGUUUUACUUCUAGUCCCUAAUUCCCAGAGGCUUUUUUAAAGCAAAAGAAUGUCUGUGGUACACCAGCUGUCACCUGGGUGGUUACUGGAUCAUCUUUCUUUUAUUAACAAGAUAAACUAUCAAUUUCACCAGCAUGAUGAGCCUUGUUGCAGGAAAAAUGAGCCCACUUCUGUCCACUCUGAUUCUUUUCAAGUGGAUUCUAUAUCCUCUUUUGGAGCCCGUGCUACCUUUGUUUCUUCUGACUUUACCACUAAGACAAAGAAUGAUGACGCAGAAAAUUAUGAAACAUUUAUGCAAAAACAUGUUUUUCGGCCUGAACUGUUUGAUGUCACCAAACCUCAUAUAACUCCAGCUGUUCACAAAGAAUGCCAGCAAAGCAAUGAAAAGGAAGAUCUAAUGAAUGGUGUUAAAAAAGAAAUCUCCGAUUCUAUUAUUGGGAAGAAGCGUAAAAGAUGUGUUGUUUUCAAUCAAGGUGAAUUGGAUGCUAUGGAAUACCAUACAAAGAUCAGGGAGCUGAUUUUGGAUGGAUCUUUACAAUUAAUCCAAGAAGGUCUCAAAAGUGGUUUUCUUUAUCCACUUUCUGAAAAACAGGACAAGUGCAGUAAGCCUAUUACUUUACCACUUGAUACCUGCAAUUUGUCAGAAUUAUGUGAAAUGGCAAAGCACUUGCCUUCUAAGAAUGAAAUGGAACUUCAGACAUUACAAUUGACGGAAGAUGAUACGUCUGUUACAGAGCAGGAUUUAUUUUCACGGGUUGUUGAAAACAACUCUAGUUUUACAAAAAUGAUUACUUUAAUGGGACAGAAAUACCUGCUGCCACCAAAAAGCAGUUUUCUUUUGUCUGACAUUUCUUGUAUGCAACCACUUCUGAACUGUAGGAAAACAUUUGAUGUAAUUGUGAUAGAUCCACCAUGGCAGAAUAAAUCAGUUAAAAGAAGUAACAGGUACAGUUAUUUAUCACCACUGCAAAUAAAGCAAAUACCCAUUCCUAAACUGGCUGCUCCAAACUGUCUUAUUGUUACUUGGGUGACCAACAGACAGAAGCACCUACGUUUUAUAAAAGAAGACCUUUAUCCUUCUUGGUCUGUGGAGAUAGUUGCUGAAUGGCACUGGGUAAAAAUCACCAAUUCAGGAGAGUUUGUGUUCCCAUUAGAUUCUCCACACAAAAAGCCUUAUGAAGGUCUUAUAUUGGGGAGAGUUCAAGAAAAAACUGCUUUACCAUUAAGGAAUGCAGAUAUAAAAGUGCUCCCCAUUCCAGACCACAAAUUAAUUGUCAGUGUGCCCUGUAUUCUUCACUCACAUAAGCCACCGCUUGCUGAGGUUCUAAAAGACUACGUCAAGCCAGAUGGGGAGUGUUUGGAAUUGUUUGCUCGAAAUUUACAGCCAGGUUGGACUAGUUGGGGCAAUGAAGUUCUCAAAUUUCAGCAUGUGGAUUAUUUUGUUGCUCUGGAGUCUGGAAACUGUUAAUAUUAUCCUAAUUAAAGUGGUGGCUUCCUCAGUGUUUCCUCACCCCUUUUCCCUUCAUUCUUACUCAUUUUUCCUUUUAUUACCAACCAGUAUGCUCAGAUAUGUAAACAGGAGUUGGUUUUUCAGUGAAGCGUCCAGAAGUGACUAGCCUUCACGUAAUUUUGAGAUGAAUUUUACUUUAGUUUCACCAAUAUUCUACAUUAUUCUAGACUCUCUACAAAUAAAGAGGUAAACAGAAAGAUGGCAAGACUAGGCUACUGAAAAAGUUCAGAAAGUAUACCCUGUGGACCAGACGUCAUAAUCCUGCCUAUCGAUGUGUUUUCUUUGGCCCAUAUUGUGGUACAAAAAAAAUUUGAACCAUCAUUCUAAAAUAUUGGGAAAUUUUACAUAAAAGUCCAGAUUUUUGCUUCUCUUUAAACACCAGAAGCUCUGGCUCCAUUGAGGCCUGUGUUCUUUCCUGGCCUCAGUCUGCAGGACCUUGUUGUGGUGGCUCACGUGGGAAGAGCCACGUGCUCUCCAGUUUACCACAGUACCACUUCCUCCAUGCUGCUUACUUGCAAGAUCGACUUGUAGAUAUGACACACAUUUGCAACCUCUUGUGCACUGUUACAUUCUGGAAAAAUCAUUCAGAGGCCUACCAAGUACUGCAUUAGUACUCUAUUAGUAUUGGUACUAAGUUUAUGUGACAUUUUUGGAGGGUCUUAAAUUGCAUUCAUGGUCACUUUUCAAGCACUUCUUAGUUUUGCUUGCUUUUCUAGAAGAAAAUUAAAAGAUAUUUCUUAUAAAAAUGUCAGAAAGUAAACCCUGUUUAUGAUUGUGAAAAAAAUAUUUAUAUUUACAGAUUUUCUACAAAUAAAUAUUUGUUUACCAA